CGGUUUGACUGCCUUUGUGGGCUCCCUGUGGUCCAACAGUCAUAACAAACACCAACAAAUAUGGCGACGCAAUUUGGCUGAGCGAAGAUGUCUGUAUUUCGGUUCGGACGAGCGCUCGUUCGCUCGAUUUUUCGAAACGUCGACGCUGUUAAAGAAGCGUCUGCAAAAGUGGUACCAGUAAGUCGUCAUGCUUACACAACCACACUUGUCAGGUCUGGGUGUAAUUUUCCUACCCAGGCGACAGGGCGCAACCCAGUGUCUGCAUUCUCACAAGCUCUGUUCCAGGAAUUUAUAACAGCUAGAGGUGGUCUUGUUACAUCUACUGCCUCUAUUUUCAAAGGUGCUGCUUCAAUGCGGAUGAUGAGACAAGGCAAUGGGCGUGGCCCAAUGUUUGCAUUCCUUGGCCUAGUCUGCACAAAUUUUGGCGUUAAGUCAUUCUCAUCUGCAGAAGAUGAGCAAUUCUUGCAGCUUUAUCAGUGGAUUCAACAUGGAGUGAAUGCAUCACACAAAACAACAGAGCAGUGUGCUUCAAGCCACAAAGGCCUGAGACUAAAAGAUUACAAGAUUGGCCAUAAACUUGGCAACAGGUCAUGUAACUCUGCUGUCUAUGCUGCUUCUCGAAAAGAUGAAAAGCUUGCUAUCAAGAUGUUAUUUAACUACAGUGCAAGUUCUCAGAGUAGAGCCUUGUGGAAGGAGUUCUCAAAAGAGUCAGCUGUUCUGUCCAUCUGUCAGGAUGAAUCAACAGCACACACUGAAGGUCUGCUACAUGAUAGUUGUCCCAAGUACACCCAUCUCCCCACCCAUGUCAACAUUCUCCCUGUACUCCACACCUUUGUGGAUGAUAUGCCACAUCUUCCUGAUGCACAGGACUCCUACCCAGCAGCCCUUCCUGCCAGACAUGGUGGACUAGGAAGGAACAGAACAAUGUUCCUUGUAAUGCCAAGGUUCACCCACACCUUAGAGUCCUACUUAGCCUCGCUAGGCCGCCCUCCUGAGGUGCAAACCUCCUGCUUGCUUCUGCUACAGCUGCUGAAUGGACUUGUUCACCUGCAGGAGCACCAGGUGGCCCACAGGGACCUCAAGUCUGAUAACUUGCUCCUAGACACAUCCGUCUAUCCCCCAAGGCUUGUGAUUUGUGACUUUGGCUGUUGUCUGGCUGACACUCGUCAGGGUUUGAAGUUGCCAUUGUUGACUGACGAGACAGAUAGGGGCGGGAACAGUAUGCUAAUGGCACCAGAGGUCUCUACAGCUGAAUCUGGGCCUGGUGCCUCCAUUGACUAUACCAAAGCUGAUGUAUGGUCGGCCGGUGCUAUAGCAUAUGAAAUGUUUGGCGAGAGGAAUCCAUUCAGCCAUGGUGGCGCAGAAAGCCGGACUUACAGUGACAAAGAGCUGCCUACCAUUGACAGUGCGCCACCGGAACUCGCCCGUCUGGUAAAGCUGCUGCUCCGCAGGAAUCCACAAAGCAGGCUGUCAGCAGAUCACGCCGCUACAGCUCUGUACGUCUAUCUCAAUGCGCCGUCCUGGUGGUGGUGUGACACGCUGUUAGUCACACAUGGUGAUGUACUAAGGUGGUUGUUGAUGUGCAGUUUGCGGUGUUUAGCAGCAUAUUCGACUAGUGAUUGGUCGGGCGCCAUCUCACAGAUUCAUGCGACUUUUCUCAAGACUGCGAGCGUCGAGAAAGUGCUAGAUGCAGUGAGAUCGCUUCGCUUAAUUCGUCAGCAUUAGGAGCGCUAAUCAAGUAAAACAAGCGACCAUGCUUAGCAUUGCCCCGAGUUAUUACCUUGGUACAGGAUUCCUUGGUACCUUGGUACAGGAUUCCCCUCAAUAUAACAUUACGACCACAAAUUAAGUUAAGCGUGCUUCCUUUCCCCCCGUUUGUACAAAUUGUCUUCGCCAAAUCCGCUAAUAUGUGGAAGCGCGGAUAAUGAAUGAAAUAUCGCUUUAUUCGUGAGACUUAUUUUUAGGUAACUCGCUAGCUCACCACACAGGCGGACCAGGAUUAGAAUCAGUCCCUUGUGAUUCUACAGGAAAAUAAAAUAUAAUUUGAAGUUGUGUCUUGACUGUUUUCUCAAUAAAGCUAGUUGCAUUACUAUAGUAUUAGCCUCGUUUGUUGUUCUUAACGGGAAUUGUGGCACAGAAAGGGGUUUCUUUCGAGGGACUAGCCCCAUUCUGCGCCACAAUUCCCCUUAAGAACAACACACGAGGCUAAUUUUAAAGUAAUGCAUUGAGAAAACAGUCAAGACACAACUUCAAAUUAUAUUUUAUUUUCCUGAAGGAUCAUGAGGGACUGAUUCUAAUCCUGGUCCGCCUGUGCUAACCAGCGUGCGUGCCAACCAGAUUCUGGAAUCUUCCUAAAGCGCAUGUCAAUCAGAACAGUAUAUCUACCAUGCCUGGUUAAAUUUUUAAAACUUUGUAUUGGUGGCCACGGUAGCGCGGGUCGCACUGAAAAGCUUUUAACCUUUUAUAUCUGUUGUAAAUCUAGCUUGUAAAAUUUAAGGUUAAUAAACAAAGGGGUGCCGCGUG
Nematostella vectensis (starlet sea anemone) is the source of this 2523-nucleotide messenger RNA. RefSeq names its product serine/threonine-protein kinase Pink1, mitochondrial. The record is from RefSeq and is a predicted model, not a curated record. The coding region runs from base 88 to 1725 and encodes 545 amino acids. NCBI's taxonomy places the organism in Eukaryota, Metazoa, Cnidaria, Anthozoa, Actiniaria, Edwardsiidae. The transcript has 14 exons. Gene Ontology annotation, biological process: positive regulation of mitochondrial fission; protein phosphorylation; autophagy of mitochondrion. Gene Ontology annotation, molecular function: protein serine/threonine kinase activity; ATP binding. Gene Ontology annotation, cellular component: mitochondrion.